AUGGUAUCCGAUCAGGAUCCCGAGAUCUCAACGCCACUCUUAGGAACCCAUCCAACCGGAGCGCAUGUCGAGUACAAGCACCAGCACAAGCGAUGGAUCCUAUUUCUCUUAUGCACGGUAAUUGUCACACUUGACUUUGGCACUUUCCUCUCCCUUGCUCCACAGACUCAGAUUAUGGAAUCAAUCAUCUGUCGCAGGUUUCAUCCAGGACUGUUUAUCGACCUCCCACAUGGGCAGUUCUUGUCAGAUGAUACACCCUGCAAAUCUGUAGAUGUACAGGGGGAGCUGGCAUUGAUCAGUGGAUGGAAAGAUACAUUGGACCAGAUCCCGGGAAUCAUCCUUGCCCUGCCAUUGGGCUUCCUGUUGGAUCGCAUUGGCCGCAAGCCUGUUGCGAUGCUAAGUAUGAGCGGACUCCUCAUGGAGGAGAUCGCGAUCCGCAUCAUCUGCUUAUACAGUGAAGCAAUUCCCCCUCGAGCCAUCUGGCUCACGCCUUUAUUUCAAUUAUGUGGUGGUGGUUCUCAAAUAGCCAGCUCUGUGGCCUUCACCGUUUGCAAACAUAUUCUUCGUGCUCUUUGCGGCUGUCCUACUUGCGAGAUCCUUGCAACACCUCUGAGUGCUUGGCUUAUGUCCUGGUCGCCGUGGCUUCCAUUCCUGCUCGGCUGGCUCUGUGAAGGUUGCGGCUUACUGGCAGCCAUACUUAUCCCGGAGACUCUGCCGAAGGCGCCAAACGAAUUGGAAUCUGAAUCGGCAGAUGAGGAGUGUGAUCGGCUUGACCGUCCACCCACCUCGCCUAAAUGGAAAGGGUCCCUCUAUAGUGCCGGGUCCCAUAUCAUGAGCUUAACUGCAUUUGUCUGGGGAAAUUUCAACACGGUGGCUAUUUCAAUUGCAUUCCUGGCGGCUAGUGUUGGAGGGCAGGCCCUCCAGUUGAUCAUCCAAUAUGCUUCCAAGCGCUACUCAUGGACAAUGGCAAAGGCAAGCUUUCUCAUCUCUCUAAAAGGAAUGAUUGAUCUCGUCGUCUUGCUUCUAUUGCUACCAACUAUCUCCCAUUAUCUGAACCGGUACCUUUCUCCGGCUGUCAGAGAUCUUCGAAUAACACAGGCAAGUGCAGCUAUUCUAGCAGUUGGGUUCGGCAUCAUGGCAGUGGCCGAUCAACCAGUGCUGUUCGCCGUUGGUGUAUCCAUUCUGGCCUUAGGCUGGGGUUUCUAUUCCACCCUCCGCAAUGUGGCCACAACAUUGGUUGCGGAGUCUCAAAUCGGGACACUCAAUACCACAAUCGCUCUUGUCCAGGGGAUUGGGAGCAUGAUUGCUGGACCGUUGCUCGCCAAUGCAUUUCGAAAAGGUAUGACGCUGGGUGGUACCUGGAUGGGCUUACCAUACAUGGUGGGUGCUAUGCUGUUUUUGUUGGCAGGACUGGCUGCGUCUAGCGUACGGACACCUCAAUAA
Molecule: messenger RNA, 1443 nt
Organism: Aspergillus nomiae NRRL 13137
Lineage: Eukaryota; Fungi; Ascomycota; Eurotiomycetes; Eurotiales; Aspergillaceae
Product: putative MFS transporter
Exons: 4
Coding region: 1-1443 (480 amino acids)
Biological process (GO): transmembrane transport
Cellular component (GO): membrane
Molecular function (GO): transmembrane transporter activity
Source: RefSeq, a predicted model, not a curated record